UUCAAAAGCUGCUGCAGACGCACCGGCGCGGGGAUCUCCACGGUGGGGGACCCGGGAGCGGAAGGCUCCGGCCUCCGGGAAAUGCUGGGUGAGCCCAUCAGCCGGUGACCCGCAACUUUCCGGCGAGACCGCGCGGGAGAACGGCGCUUUGCCUCUUCCCGAGCUCAGCCCACGUUGGCGCCCUGCUUUGCUGGAGAGCUGGGCAGAGAGCGGAUCGGAUCCCCCGCCCUCCCGGCGCCUCCGGGGCUGGCGAGAGAGCUCUCCACCGCCUCCUUUCCCAGGAGGUGGCCGCCCGCCGCCGCCCGCCUGAAGCCCGCGUUUUGGCCGAGAGCGGGUUCUUGGAUGCUGAAGGCUGGGCUCCUCCAGCGCGGGAGCCCAGGCGGCGAUGGGUGUCUUUCAAGCGUGGCUCGGGGUGGCCCUCGCACUGGCGGAAUUUGCAGUAUUGCCUCAUCGCUCUGAAGGUGCUUGUGUCUAUCAGGGUUCCUUGUUGGCGGAUGCCACAAUUUGGAAGCCCGAUUCGUGCCAGAAUUGCCGUUGCCAUGGUGAUAUUGUUAUCUGCAAACCUGCUGUUUGCAGAAACCCUCAGUGUGCCUUUGAGAAGGGAGAAGUGCUUCAAAUAGCCGCCAACGGGUGCUGCCCCGAGUGUGUGUCCACAACUCGUGGGUCUUGCCAUCACGAAGAGAAAAUCUAUGCGCAUGGGACAGAGUGGGCCUCCUCUGUGUGUAGUGUGUGCUCCUGCACUCACGGAGAAGUCCGAUGUAGUCCCCAACCAUGCCCACCGCUGUUGUGUGGACACCAGGAGCUGGAGUUCAUCCCUGAAGGAAGCUGCUGUCCCAUCUGUGUGGGCCCUGGGAAGUCCUGUUCCUACGAAGGCCGUGUGUUUCAGGAUGGGGAAGACUGGCCACUGAGUUCCUGUGCCAAAUGCAUGUGUAGAAAUGGGGUCACCCAGUGCUUCGUGGCUCAAUGUCAGCCUCUGUUUUGUAAUAAGGAUGAAACUGUGGUUCGAGUUCCUGGAAAAUGCUGCCCCCAGUGCUCUUCUGGAUCCUGCUCCGCUGCUGGCCAAGUAUACCAGCAUGGUGAACAAUGGAGUGAAAACGCCUGCACCACCUGCCUAUGUGACCGGGGCAAGGUCCGGUGCCACACGCAAGCCUGCCCCCCUCUGAGAUGUGAAAAGGGUCAGAGAAGGGCUCAGCGCCAUGGGGAGUGCUGUGAGGAAUGUGUGUCUCCUGCCGGAAGCUGCUCCCACCUUGGGAGUGUGCGGUACCAGGAUGAGAUGUGGCAGGGCUCCGCCUGUGAGUUCUGCGUGUGUGACCGCGGCCGAGUGACCUGCCACACCGGAGAGUGUGCCAGGGUGGAGUGUGCCCAGGGUGAAGAAUUAAUUCACUUAGAUGGAAAAUGCUGUCCUGAAUGCAUUUCAAGGAGUGGCUAUUGUGUUUAUGAAGAAAAUGCAGAAUUUAUGUCCUCAAAUGCAAGUGAAGUUAAACAUAUUCCAGAGGGAGAGAACUGGGAGGAUGGCCCUUGCAAGCUGUGUGAGUGCCGGGGGGCUCAGGUAACUUGCUAUGAGCCCUCGUGUCCACUGUGUCCAGUGGCCACACUAGCCCAGGUGGUGAAGGGACAGUGCUGCCCAGAAUGCACGGCAGUUUACUGCCACCCAGACUGCUUGACCUGCUCUCAAUCUCCAGACCACUGUGUCCUCUGCCAGGACCCCACGAAGCUGCUGCGGAAUGGACGGUGUGUGCACAGCUGCGGCCCAGGAUUUUACCAGGCUGGGGCCCUCUGUUUAGCCUGCCAGCCUCAGUGCUCCACGUGUUCCAGUGGCCUGGAGUGCUCCUCCUGCCAGCCGCCCCUGCUGAUGCGGCAUGGGCAGUGUGUGUCCACCUGCGGGGAUGGCUUCUACCAAGAUCGCCACUCCUGUGCAGCCUGCCACGAGUCCUGUGCAGCCUGCUGGGGUCCCACGGAGAAACACUGCCUGGCCUGCGGGGACCCAUUCCACGUGCUGAGAGAGGGCGCCUGUGAGAGCAGCUGUGGCCCUGGGUUUUACAACAAGCAGGGCACCUGCAGUGCUUGUGACCAAUCCUGUGAAAGUUGUGGCCCCAAUAGUCCCAGAUGCCUUACCUGUGCUGAGAAGGCAGUGUUGCAUGAUGGCAAGUGCAUUUCUGAAUGCCCUGGUGGAUAUUAUGCUGAUGCCACUAGCAGAUGCAAAGUAUGUCAUAACUCGUGUGCCAGCUGCUCUGGACCCAGGGCCUCUCACUGUACAGCCUGCACCCACUCUCGGGCUCUGCGCCAAGGCCACUGUCUGCCCAACUGUGGAGUGGGCUUCUACCCUGACCACGGGAUCUGCAAAGCCUGUCAUUCCUCUUGUGUGACUUGUGUGGGUCCAGAGCGCUCUCACUGUACCCAGUGCAAGAAGCCAGAGGAAGGACUGCAAGCCGAGCAGCUGUCUGGUGUGAACAUCAGCUCGGGCGAGUGUCUGUCUCACUGUAGAGCCCAGUUUUACUUGGAGAACACGGGGCUGUGUGAAGCUUGUCACCAAUCCUGUUUCGGGUGUGCAGGGCAGAGCCCGCACAACUGCACAGCCUGCUGGCCUUCCCAUGUGCUGAUGGAGGGGCAGUGCCUCUCCCAGUGCCCGGAUGGGUACUUUAACCAGGAAGGCAGCUGUACAGAAUGCCACCCCACCUGCAGGCAGUGCCACGGCCCAUCUGAAUCUGACUGCAUUUCCUGUCACCCUCAUGUCACUAUUAAUGGUGGAAACUGCAGGACCAGCUGCAAGGAAGAGCAGUUCCUCAACCUCAUGGGGUACUGUGCUGACUGCCAUCCUCUGUGCCAGCAAUGUGCAGCUGAUCUCCACAACCCCGGGAGCAUCUGCCUGAGGUGUCAGAACACCCAGUUCCUGCUGCUGGGGGACCACUGUGUUCCUGACUGCCCUUCUGGUUAUUACGCAGAGAAAGGAGCCUGUAAAAAAUGUCACUCCUCCUGUAGAACCUGCCAGGGCCGAGGACCCUUCUCCUGCUCCUCAUGUGACACCGGCCUCGUUCUGUCCCACCUUGGCACCUGCAGCACCACCUGCUUCCCAGGGCACUAUCUCGAUGACAGCCAUUCUUGUCAAGCAUGCAACCCGCACUGUGGAAGCUGUGAUUCACAGGCCAGCUGUACCUCCUGCCGAGAUCCAAGCAAGGUCCUGCUCUUUGGGGAUUGUCAGAAUGAGAACUGUGCCCCACAGCACUAUCUUGACUUCUCCACCAAGACAUGCAAAGAGUGUGAUUGGAGUUGCAAUGCGUGCAGCGGGCCUCUGAGGACAGACUGCCUGCAGUGCAUUGAAGGCUACGUUCUCCAGGACGGCACCUGCGUGGAGCAGUGCGCACCAUCAUUCUACCGGGACUCAGGCCUCUGCAAGGGCUGUGACAGCCACUGUCUCCAGUGCCAAGGUCCCCAGGAGUGUACCCGCUGUGAGGAACCAUUUCUCCUCUUGGGAGCCCAGUGUGUCCAGGAAUGCGGGAAAGGGUACUUUGCAGAACAUGCCAGUCGCAAAUGUGCAGCCUGCCCUCGGAGGUGCUUGCAGUGCAGCCACAGAAACCGAUGUCACCGCUGUGACCAUGGGUUCUCUCUGAAAAGUGGCCUUUGCGUUUCCAACUGUGUUCCUGGCUUCUCUGCCCACUCAUCUAACGAAACAUGUGCUGGCAGAACACACACUCCUGGUCUUCAUGUGAAUGGUUCUCUCACCCUGGCCAUUGGUUUAAUGAAGCCACUGGAUUUUUCCCUCCUGAACGUCCAAGACAAGGAUGGCAGGGUCGAAGACCUCCUGUUCCAUGUUGUGAGCACACCCACCAAUGGGCAGCUAGUGCUCUCGAGGAAUGGGAAAGAGGUGCAACUCGACAAGGCUGGCCAUUUUAGCUGGAAAGAUGUGAAUGAGAAAAAAGUGCGCUUUGUGCACAGCAAAGAAAAGCCCAGGAAAGGUUACUUUUCCCUGAAAAUUAGUGACCAGCAGUUCUUCUCUGAGCCACAGGUGAUCAAUAUACAAGCAUUUUCAACACAGCCCCCCUAUGUACUGAGAAAUGAGGAUCUCCACGUUAGCAGAGGAGAGAGGGGAACCAUCACCACCCAGCUGCUUGACAUCCGAGAUGAUGACAAUCCACAGGAUGUGAUAGUUGAAGUGCUGGAUCCUCCACUUCAUGGCCAAUUGCUUCAAACACUUCAGUCCCCUGCCUCCCCUGUCUAUCAGUUCCGGCUGGAUGAAGUCUCCAGGGGCCUUCUCUACUAUGCUCACGAUGGUUUGGAUAGCACAUCUGAUGUUGCAGUCUUGCAAGCCAAUGAUGGAUACUCUUUCCAAAAUAUACUGUUCCACGUGAAGAUUGUGCCCAAGAAUGACAAAGGUCUUCGGCUUGUGGCCAAUUCAAUGGUGUGGGUUCCGGAAGGGGGAAUGCUGCAGAUUACCAACAGGAUCUUACAGGCUGAAGCCCCAGGUGCCAGAGCCUCAGAAAUCAUCUACAAUAUUAUGCAGGACCACCCCCAAUUUGGGGAGGUGGUCCUUCUGGUUAAUAUGCCUGCGGAUAGCCCCGCUGAAGAAGGCCAGCCCCUGCCUGAUGGGAGGACAGCAACCCCCACCAGCACCUUCAGCCAGCAAGACAUCAAUGAAGGCAUCGUGUGGUACAGGCACUCGGGAGUCCCAGCCCAGAGUGACUCCUUCCGCUUUCAGGUUUCCAGUGCCAUCGAUGCCCACACCCACCUGGAGAGCCGCAUGUUCAACAUCGCAAUCUUACCACAGACGCCUGAAGCACCUCAGCUCUCUCUGGGAGCGUCUCUCCAUAUGACUGCUCGGGAAGAUGACCUGACUGUGAUUCAGCCUCAUUCUCUCUCUUUUGUCAACUCUGAGAAGCCAAGUAGAAAGAUUAUAUACAAUGUCACUUUACCUCUGCAUCCAAGUCAAGGUAUCAUCGAACAUAGGGACCAGCCACACUCUCCCAUCCGGUAUUUCACACAGGAAGAUAUUAACCAGGGCAAAAUCAUGUACCGCCCUCCCACAGCAGCCCCCCACCUCCAGGAAAUCAUGGCCUUCUCCUUCGCUGGUCUCCCAGAAUCGGUGAAAUUCCACUUCACAGUUUCGGAUGGAGAACACACGAGUCCAGAGAUGGCUCUCACCAUUCACUUACUUCACUCUGAUCGGCACCCCCCAGUGUUCCAGGUCACAGCUCCACUACUCAAGGUCAGCCCAGGAGGCAGAACUUCCAUAGGGCUGCAGGUGGUAAUAAGAGACACCGAGACAGCGCCUGAAGAACUCCUCUUUGAGCUUCGGAAACCGCCCGAGCACGGCGUGCUCCUUAAGGACACAGCUGAGUUCCCAGGGCCCAUGGCCCCAGGUGACACUUUCACAUAUGAGGAUAUUGAGAAAAAUGUGCUGCAGUACCUCCACGACGGCUCCUCUGCGCGGGAGGACAGCCUGGAGAUCUUGGUCACAGACGGCCUCUCGGCGAUGACCGUGGACGUGAGAGUGGAGGUGUCCCUGUCAGGGGCCCCAGCGCCUCGGCUGGCUGCCGGUGCCUCUCUGAGCAUGACCGUUGCUAGUGAAAGCACAGCUGUAAUCACUAGAUCUCACCUUGCUUACAUCGAUGAUUCUUCCCCCGACUCCGAGAUCUGGAUUCAAUUAAGUUCUCUGCCCAUGUACGGGACUCUUUUAAGAACCUCAGGACUUGAAGUGGAAGAAAUCUCAGAGGUUGCCAAUUUCACGAUGGGAGAUAUCAACAACCAGAAAAUUAGGUACUCAGCCGUGUUUGAGACCGAGGGUCAGCUGGUUACGGAUAGCUUCCAUUUCUCUGUGUCUGACAUGGACCACAACCGACUGGAAAAUCAGAUGUUUACCAUCACGAUCACUCCUGUCAAGAAUCCACCUCCAGUCAUUGCCUUUGCUGACCUGAUAACGGUUGACGAGGGAGGGAGAACUCCACUCUCAUUUCACCAUUUCUUUGCUGCUGAAGAUCAGGACAACCUCCAGGGCGAUACCGUCAUUAGACUAAGUGCUCUGCCCAAGUACGGCUGCAUUGAGAACACAGGAACAGGUGAUCGUUUUGGCCCUGGAACUACUAGUGACCCAGAGGCAUCCUUCCCAAUUCAAGACAUUCUGGAAAACUACAUUUACUACUUUCAGAGUGUUCAUGAAAGCAUUGAGCCCACUCAUGAUAUCUUUAGUUUUUAUGUAAGUAAUGGAAAUAGUCAUUCGGAAAUCCACAGCAUCAAUAUCACCAUCGAGAGGAAGAAUGACGAGCCUCCCAGGAUGACUUUGCAGCCCCUGCACGUGCAGCUGAGCUCGGGAGUGGUGAUAAGCAAUUUUUCUUUGAGCUUGCAAGACCUGGACACCCCAGAUAAUGAGCUGAUUUUUGUAUUGACAAAAAAGCCUGACCACGGUCACCUACGCCAGAGGCAGACUGCUUCUGAGCUUCUGGAGAAUGGGAGGAUUUUAGACCAGGGCUCCUCCUUCACCUACCAGGACAUCCUGGGCGGACUGGUGGGGUACACGCCUGGUGGGCCCGGUGUGCAGGUGGAUGAGUUCUGGUUCUCUCUCUCUGAUGGACUCCACAUGGACACUGGGAGGAUGGAGAUAUACAUUGAGCUGCCUACGGGUGACGCCCCCCACUUGGCUGUUAACCGAGGCCUGCAGCUCUCAGCAGGGUCUGCAGCACGCAUCACAGAACAGCACUUGAAAGUGACAGACACUGACUCAGAUGAAAGUCAGGUGAUGUUCAUUGUGAAGGAAGAUCCUGGUGCUGGGCGCCUGCAGACAGUGAAGCACGGCAGCCUGGAGCAAAUCUCCGUCAAAGGCCCCGUCCGGAGUUUCACGCAGGCUGACAUCAGCCAAGGCCAAGUAGAAUACAGUCACAGAAAAGGAGAAUCUGGUGGGAACUUUGACUUUAAGUUUGAUGUGGUUGAUGGAGAAGGCAACAAAUUGAUCAGCCAGUCAUUUCCCAUCAUUGUUUUGGAAGACAAAUCCCCACCGGUCAUCACCACCAAUAAAGGAAUGGUCUUAGAUGAAAACUCAGUGAAGAAAAUCACCACCCUGCAGCUCUCUGCCACUGACCAGGAGAGCGAGCCGGCAGCACUAACCUACAGAAUCACCAGACAGCCCCAGCUGGGCCACCUGGAGCAUGCAGGGUCACCAGGUAUCCUGAUCACUUCUUUUACUCAGGCUGACCUGGCUUCACGAAACGUUCAAUAUGUCCACUCCAGUGAGUCCGAGAACCAUUCAGAUGCCUUCAGCUUUACGCUCUCGGAUGGAGUCCAUGAGGUGACCCAGAUGUUCCACAUUACCAUUCGCCCUGUGGAUGACUCGCUGCCCGUUGUACAGAAUGCGGGGAUGCGGGUGCAGGAGGGCGUGAGGAAGACCAUCACAGAAUUUGAGCUCAAGGCCGUGGAUGCAGAUACAGAGGCUGAGUCUGUCACGUUCACCAUUGUGCAGCCCCCACGUCAUGGCAGCAUCGAGCGAACCACCAAUGGGCAGCAUUUCCAGUUCAUCUCCACCUUCACUAUGGAGGACGUCUACCAGAACCGAGUCAGCUACAGCCAUGAUGGCAGCAACUCCCUCAAAGACUGGUUCACCUUCACUGUUGCUGAUGGGACGAACCCCUUCUUUAUUAUUGAGGAAGGAGGGAAAGAGAUUAUCACAGCAGCGCCUCAGCAGUUCCGAGUAGACAUCCUCCCAGUGGAUGACAGCACUCCGAGAAUUGUCACAAACCUGGGGCUCCAGUGGCUGGAGCGUAUGGAUGGCAAGGCAACCAACUUGAUCACCAAGAAAGAACUGCUGACCCUGGACCCGGACACGGAAGACCUGCAACUUGUCUAUGAGAUCACUACGGGCCCCAGGCAUGGCCACGUGGAGAACAAGCUGCAACCUGGCCGAGCUGUCGUGACCUUCACACAGGAGGAUGUGAACUUGGGGUUGAUUCGUUACGUGUUGCAUGAGGAGAAGAUCCAUGAGAUGAUGGAUAGUUUUCAGUUUCUGGUGAAAGACAGUAAACCCAACGUGGUCAGAGAUAAUGUCUUCCACAUCCAGUGGUCCCUCAUCAGCUUUAAGCAUACUAGCUACAAUGUCAGUGAGAAGGCGGGGUCUGUCAGCGUCACAGUGCAGAGGACUGGGAACCUGAACCAAUACGCCAUAGUCCUGUGUCACACGGAACAAGGCACUGCCAGCUCCAGCUCCAGGGUCCGCUCCCAGCCUGGGCAGCAGGACUACAUGGAGUAUGCUGGCCAGGUGCAGUUUGAUGAGCGAGAGGACACCAAAUCCUGCACCAUUGUCAUCAACGAUGAUGACGUGUUUGAGAAGGUGGAGAGUUUCACCGUGGAGCUCAGCAUGCCAGCAUAUGCCCUACUAGGGGAGUUCACCCAGGCGAAGGUCAUUAUCAAUGACACUGAGGACGAACCCACAUUAGAGUUUGAUAAGAAGACCUACCGGGUCAACGAGAGCGCUGGUUUUCUAUUUGCACCUAUUGAAAGAAAAGGGGAUGCAAGCAGCAUUGUGUCUGUGAUUUGCUAUACCAUCCCUAACUCAGCUAUGGGAAGUAGCCUCUACGCUCUAGAAUCGGGCUCUGAUUUUAAAUCUAGAGGGAGGUCUGCUGACAGUCGUGUGAUAUUCGGGCCUGGUGUCACCAUGUCCACCUGUGACGUCAUGCUCAUUGAUGACAGCGAAUAUGAAGAGGAAGAAGUGUUUGAGAUUGCCCUGGCAGGUGCUUCUGACAAUGCCCGCAUCGGAAGGGUGUCAUCAGCCAAGGUGCUCAUCAGUGGUCCCAAUGAUGCCUCCACUGUGUCCCUGGGCAACACGGCUUUCACUGUCAGUGAGGAUGCAGGAGCAGUGAAGAUCCCAGUUAUCCGCCAUGGGACUGACCUUUCAACCUUCACAUCUGUCUGGUGUGCUACGCGUCCCUCGGACCCAGCUUCUGCCACUCCAGGAGUUGACUAUGUUCCCAGCUCUAGGAAGGUGGAAUUCGGACCAGGUGUCACUGAGCAGAUGAGACUGACUGGGGAAGAAACAUUCACCAAGCAUAGUCAUGUUAUUGCCACCUACUCCCUAAUAGCACAGACCAUUAUCCUGGAUGACAGAGCCCUAAAUGUGCCCAGCAUGCAGUUUGCCAAGGACUUGCUCCUAGUGAAGGAGAAGGAGGGUGUUCUGCACGUGCCUAUCAUUCGGAGUGGAGACCUGAGCUAUGAGUCGUCGGUGAGGUGCUAUACUCAGAGCCAGUCGGCUAAGGUCACAGAGGACUUUGAAGAGAGAAGAAAUACAGACUCUUCACGGAUUACGUUUCUGAAAGGGGAGAAAAUGAAGAACUGCACUGUCUCCAUCCAUGAUGACUCGAUGUUUGAGCCUGAGGAACAGUUCAGGGUCUUCCUCGGCCUUCCCCUUGGGAAUCACUGGAGUGGAGCCAGAGUUGGAAAGAAUAGCAUGGCCACCAUCACCAUAUCCAAUGAUGAAGAUGCCCCCACCAUUGAGUUUGAAGAAGCUGCGUACCAAGUCCGGGAACCCUCGGGACCUGACGCCACGGCCAUUCUGAACAUCAAGGUGAUCCGCAAAGGGGAUCAGAACAGGACGUCCAAGAUCCGCUGUAGCACGCGGGACGGGUCUGCCCAGUCUGGUGUGGAUUACUACCCGAAGAGCCGAGUCUUGAAGUUCAGUCCCGGUGUGGAUCAUAUCUUUUUUAAAGUCGAGAUCCUGUCCAACGAAGACCGGGAAUGGCAUGAAUCAUUCUCCCUAGUCCUUGGCCCAGAUGACCCGGUGGAAGCAGUUCUUGGUGAAGUGACCACUGCCACAGUGACGAUCCUAGACCAGGAGGCAGCAGGGAGUCUCAUACUGCCAGCACCACCCAUCGUUGUCACACUUGUGGACUAUGACCAUGUGGAAGAGGUUACCAAGGAAGGAGUCAAGAAAUCUCCCUCCCCAGGUUACCCGCUGGUCUGUGUCACCCCUUGCGACCCUCAUUUCCCCAAGUAUGCCAUCACGAGGGAGCGCUGCAGUGAGGCUGGCAUCAACCAGACAUCCGUGCAGUUCAGCUGGGAAGUGGCUGCCCCCACUGAUGGCAACGGGGCCCGGUCUCCCUUUGAGACCAUCACCGACAACACACCAUUCACCAGUGUCAACCACAUGGUCCUGGAUAGCAUUUACUUCAGCCGGAGGUUCCAUGUGCGUUGUGUGGCAAAGGCUGUAGACAAAGUGGGCCAUGUGGGGACCCCCUUAAGGAGCAACAUUGUUACCAUUGGGACAGACAGUGCUAUCUGCCACACCCCCGUCAUGGCUGGGACAGCCAGAGGCUUCCAGGCUCAGUCCUUCAUCGCGACCUUGAAGUACCUGGAUGUCAAACACAAGGAGCAUCCGAACAGAAUCCACAUUUCGGUGCAGAUCCCACACCAGGAUGGAAUGCUGCCCCUCAUCUCCACCAUGCCCUUGCACAACCUGCAUUUCCUGUUAUCCGAGUCCAUCUACCGACACCAGCACAUCUGCUCCAAUCUGGUCACCACCCGCGACCUGAGAGGCAUGUCAGAGGCAGGGUUCCUAGAUGACAAGGUCUACGACAGCACGGCCAUGGGGCCUGGCUAUGACCGCCCCUUCCAGUUUGACCCCAGUGUCCGGGAGCACAAGACCAUCCAGCUCUACAAACACCUCAACCUGAAGAGCUGUGUCUGGACCUUUGAUGCCUAUUAUGACAUGACCGAGUUAAUUGACGUCUGUGGGGGGUCCGUAACUGCCGACUUCCAGGUGAGAGACUCUGCACAGUCGUUCCUGACCGUGCACGUGCCUCUCUACGUGUCCUACAUCUACGUGACGGCGCCCCGGGGCUGGGCCUCCUUGGAGCACCACACCGAGAUGGAGUUUUCCUUCUUCUAUGACACUGUUCUCUGGAGAACAGGAAUCCAGACAGACAGCGUGCUCUCUGCAAGGCUUCAGAUACUAAGAAUCUAUAUUCGAGAGGAUGGCCGACUCGUCAUUGAAUUUAAGACCCAUGCCAAAUUCAGAGGACAAUUUGUGAUGGAGCACCACACCCUGCCAGAUGUGAAGUCUUUCAUAAUGACUCCAGACCACCUGGGAGGAAUGGAAUUUGACCUGCAGCUACUGUGGAGUGCUCAGACCUUUGAUUCUCCUUAUCAACUCUGGAGAGCCACAAGCUCUUACAACAGGAAGGACUACUCAGGGGAGUACACCAUCUUCCUGAUCCCUUGUACGGUGCAACCCACACAGCCAUGGGUUGACCCAGGAGAGAAGCCUUUGGCCUGCACCGCACAUGCCCCGGAAAGAUUCCUGAUACCCAUUGCAUUCCAGCAGACCAACCGCCCUGUGCCCGUGGUGUAUUCUCUCAAUACUGAAUUUCAGCUCUGCAAUAAUGAGAAGGUGUUUCUGAUGGAUCCCAACACAUCUGAUAUGUCACUGGCAGAAAUGGAUUACAAAGGAGCCUUCUCAAAAGGUCAAAUCCUUUAUGGCCGAGUACUUUGGAAUCCAGAACAAAACCUUAAUUCUGCUUACAAACUCCAGCUGGAGAAAGUCUAUCUUUGUACUGGCAAGGAUGGCUAUGUGCCUUUCUUUGAUCCCACGGGAACAAUCUACAAUGAAGGGCCACAGUAUGGGUGCAUUCAGCCAAACAAACACCUAAAACACAGAUUCUUGCUGCUGGACCGCAGCCAGCCAGAGGUAACCGAUAAGUACUUCCAUGACGUGCCCUUUGAGGCCCACUUUGCUUCCGAAUUGCCUGAUUUCCGCGUGGUCAGCAGCAUGCCAGGUGUGGAUGGGUUUACUCUGAAAGUAGAUGCUCUCUAUAAGGUGGAAGCAGGACACCAGUGGUACCUCCAGGUCAUCUACAUCAUUGGCCCUGACACCCUCUCAGGGCCCCGGGUCCAGCGCUCUCUCACAGCCCCUCUGAGGCGCCACCGAAGGGACCUGGUGGACGCCAGUGGCCGGCUGGCCCUUGCCGAUUCCCUCAUCUAUGACAAUGAAGGGGACCAAGUCAAGAAUGGCACCAAUAUGAAGUCCCUCAGCCUGGACAUGCAGGAGCCCGUUGUAGCUGCCUCUCUGUCCCAAACGGGGGCGUCUAUUGGCAGUGCGCUCGCUGCUAUCAUGCUUCUGCUUCUGGUGUUCUUGGUGGCUUGUUUCAUCACCAGGAAGUGCCAGAGACAGAGGAAGAAACCGCCCACAGAGGACAUUUUGGAGGAAUACCCUCUGAAUACCAAGGUGGAGGUGCCCAAGAGGAGCCCCGACAGGGUGGAGAAGAACGUGAGCAGACAGUACUGCACCGUGCGCAACGUCAACAUACUGAGCGACGCCGAGGGGGCGUACGUGUUCAAAGGUGCUAAAGUGAAAAAAUUGAAUCUGGAAGUCAGAGUUCACAACAAUUUACAAGACGGAACAGAAGUUUAAUGGAGGAGACCCAUGUGUAUUUUUUUUCUAAAAUCAUUUUUAUAAAACGGGGGAAAUACUGGUAUUUUUAUAAUCUUGCAGAUGAAAAGGGAAAACUAUAGCUUUGAGCAGGGGAAGGCACACAUCACUUACAUCAACUCACAACUGAGCUACCUCAUUCAACAAAGAACCACUAGAACCCCCAGAGUACUGGAGUCGCUGUUUCUGUGGAUCCCGUUAGUAGUCUCAGUAGCUGCAGUUGCUCCUGGAAGGCCGAUCUCCGAAAGCAAGUGUGUUAGUGUUAGGGCGGGAGGUAGACCCUUAGGUUAGCUGAUGCAGUUCCGAGGAAGGGGAAUGGACAGUGGCAGAUCUCAGAAAGUGGCCUUCAGGGCCUUUGGUUUCCUCCCCCACUUCCAGCUUUCUUCUACUUGGGCUUUUUCUGGGCCUCUGGACAACAGAGUUCAAAUGGCUGACACCCAGAUUCCAUUCAAAAUCCUGCUAAUCAGCACAAUGUUGUAUUUCUCAUUGCAUCCACUUGACAGCCUGCACUCACUCCAUGGCCUCUAAUUGCACUUUGCCAUUUCCAAAGUCCUUUUCACCUAGGGGUUCAAAGUGCUCCAGAUACUCACAGGAGAAACCUCGGGCAUGGCAGGAGGGGCAGCUGAAACCUACAGAAAGGAGGGGCCUGGCAAGCGCCUCAGAGCUAUCAUGUUUCUGCACUGCACCCUGGUCCCAGGGAGAUGUCCUUGUGCCCAACUAGUUGAUGCUACAUCGAGGACAUGUUAGGACACCUUUCUGUCAAAGGAUGCUACAAAACAAGGUCACUGCCCAUGACCUUUUUCUGCAUCGCCAUGGAUGCUUUAGAAACCUACCACAUUUCCUGCUACCCCAGGCUUUGCCCAGUCCAACAAUAGACAAGCCCAUGUACUUUGCUAGCUGUGGGGUUUUUAUGGUGCUAGGGUUUCAGGAAAGUAAGUGAUGCAUUUGAAUAAAGCAAAUUAGGGUAAAGCCCAGGCCAGAGUGAAAUCAGUGAAUAGAUGCCUACUAAUAUAAGACAGCAGAUAAAGUACUAGUACUCACAGCAGAUAAAGGCACCAUUCCUGGUACCGUACGUAUUUCAGGGAUUUCUCUUUGUGGGGGUUCUUUUCUGGUAGCUCAGGCAUUUAUUUUUAACAAAUCAGCACAUGACAAGGCCAUAAACACUGGCUUUUAAAUGAUUUCGUGUUCAAAUAGCAGCUUAACGAUUUUGCACAUUGUGUACACACCGCUUGCUGUUGUGUUUCUUGUUGGUUCCUGCCUUAUUGUAAAACCAUAAGCAUGCAUGUCUUAAACUGAGACACCAUUUCAUUAUUCUCUUCCUGAUGCCUGCCAUGCCAUAAUCACUGAGCAAAUGACAGCGCCCCUGCACCGCAUAAUAUUUGUACUAGAAUGACCCAAGUUCUUUGGAACAUUCCAAACUGGGAACACUUUGGUACUAAAAGCUAGAAAGAAUGAACUCUGAAAGGUUUUCGGCAUCUCUACCGUACUCCAAGCUCCUUGAGAGUAGGGCCUGUGUGAGCUGUGACUUUGAUUAUUCAUCAGUGCCUUGCAUAUAAUAAGCACUCUAGAAAUAUUUGUUGAGUGAACAGAUGACUGGUGUCACAGGUGAGUUAUAGAGGAAUAAAUUUAGAAACGGGAGGUAAGAGGGUAUGGUGGCAAUAUCACAAGGGAAAGUAGAGAGAAAAGCAAAAACUGGCUUCUACUUGGAUUAUGAAAUAAUCUCAUUGGAACAAAGAAGCACCAGUUUACGUAGACGUGAAUCUGGCCAUGGUCUUAAGGAGGACUGAACAGACAAGUCAUAGUAGUGCAUUAGCAGGAGGUGAGACUGUGACUUGGUCUCCAGAGCAAGACAUAUAGAGGAAUGUCUGACUUAGCAUGCUGCGAUGAGUGUAAAGUUUUCAUGAUAGGAUGAAUCGAGGAAGCCCAGAGCCGGAAAUGCCUGACUGGUCUGGUGCCACUUGAGACACCAGGCAAUUUGGGGCAGAAUUUAUGUACCCGCCUCACAAACAUCCAGAAUUGGUGUCUCAUGGCUUCCUGCUCACCAGAGGGGCAGACUCUUCUAACAACCUAGAGGGCUCAUGCUAAUUCUUCAAGGACAGGAAGCCAGUCAUUUGACAAGCAACUUUGAUUUGGUCCUUUAUUUAUCGUUCCUCAUGCCAGAUGCUUACACAUUAAAGCAGCAUCUUCCCAUUUGCUCAAAUAUUUGUCUUGCACAUCCUCUCCAUUACUACCAAAGGGGACACAUGAUGGGAAGAGUGCAGACAAGUGGCAGGGUGAAGCUAGUUGGGAAGCGAUGGAGACUGAGAUCUCUGUGUGCUCCUAGCAGCCUCCAUGGAGGAGGUCUUGUAUGACCAGGGAAGCGUCCUGUGAAGACCUUGAGGUAGUGAAUCGUCUGUGUGAAAGGAAGCCCUUGGAAUAGUCCUGCCCUCCUUCCUCUCAGCCCUUCCCCCCACUACAUACAUGUUCCUGAAUGCGGUGCUUCUCUGGUGGAUGACACAUUACACGGAAAGUGUUAAGAGAUGUGAACUUGAGAUUGACUCUUUUGAUACAGAAUUUUGUAUUUCAUUUGUUUUAUACUUCAUUUAGGGAUCAGACCAUUUGGUGGCUGAUGUGGGAUUAUACUUCAAAACUCUGUUUUCUGUUCCUGACUUGCUCACUAAAGCCCUGUGUGUGUUUUACUAACCUCUUACAGCAUGCCUUUAGGUAAGAGGGAACAAAGCCCCCAGGGGGUUGCUAUUUGCUACCACACACUGGCUGGCUGUGAAGGUUAAAAGAAGAGCUGCAGCUGUUUUCUGCCUGCAUUGUCCCCGGCCUCCUGGAGGACUCCUGCAGUCUCACUGGUGGAUGGGGAAUCAUGGUGAAAUACUUUUGCACAGCCUUCUGACAUUCAGGCUCGGUGUCCUGUAGGAAUUCUUGUGAUUCUUGGAUACUGCGCACCUGCUCAGACUGAGUAAAAUAUUUGUGGUGCUGUCAACCCGAUUUCUUGACUCCCAAAUGAUUUUUGUAUUUCCAAUACCAAUUUGUGUGUGGUGAAUUUCUGAUCUCUUCAAUAGCAUAUGCCACUAUAUAAAUUUGUAUUAAUAAA
This is a messenger RNA of Myotis davidii, 15482 nucleotides long. It is a transcript of the gene FRAS1, whose product is annotated as Fraser extracellular matrix complex subunit 1. Gene Ontology annotation, biological process: cell communication. Bases 386 to 12379 code for a protein of 3997 amino acids. Gene Ontology annotation, cellular component: membrane. The record is from RefSeq and is a predicted model, not a curated record. The transcript has 76 exons. Gene Ontology annotation, molecular function: protein binding. Lineage: Eukaryota; Metazoa; Chordata; Mammalia; Chiroptera; Vespertilionidae.